Messenger RNA from Notechis scutatus (mainland tiger snake), 4510 nucleotides. It is a transcript of the gene ALX4, whose product is annotated as ALX homeobox 4. The record is from RefSeq and is a predicted model, not a curated record. Lineage: Eukaryota; Metazoa; Chordata; Lepidosauria; Squamata; Elapidae. Gene Ontology annotation, molecular function: DNA-binding transcription activator activity, RNA polymerase II-specific; RNA polymerase II transcription regulatory region sequence-specific DNA binding. Gene Ontology annotation, biological process: regulation of transcription by RNA polymerase II.
AUGAAUGCUGAGAGUUGCGUGCCGUUCUGCGAUCCGACGGCUGCUACCAUGGAUUCCUUCUACAACGCCGCCUCGCAAGGCAGCGUCGACGGCUCCUCGCCUUUUAGGGCAUUUCCCGGCAGCAGCGACAAAUUCAGCUCCGCUUUCCUGGCCAGCAAAGGACAAAGCUUUGGAGACAGCGGAGGAGGAGGCGGCGGUAGCAGCGGCAGCAGCAACAACAGUCCCAAGCGCCGGAGCCGCUACAGCCAGCCGGAAUGCCCGUCUCUGGACGGCAGCGGCGCGCAGCAGCCACAGGCGCUCCCGACCGCCGCCGCCGCUUCCACCACCACCGCCGCCGCCGCCUUUAACAAGUACCACUUGCAGCCCCCGCCGCCGCUCUACGGGCAGCGCGGCUCUUGUAAAAGCCCCCCGAGCAGCAACCUCAAGUUGCAGGACGCCAGCGGCCACAACGGAGCCCUGCAGCUUUCUUGCUUCGCUAAAGAAAGUUCACUGGGAGAGACUGAACUACAGCCAGGAUCUGAUUCUGCUGGAAUGGAUAGUAGUUAUCUCAGCGUGAAAGAGACCAGUGCGAAGACGUCCCAAGAGAGGGCAAGUAAUGAUCUUCCCAGUCCAAUGGACAAGACUGAUUCGGAGAGCAACAAGGGCAAGAAGAGGCGUAAUCGCACCACCUUCACCAGUUACCAGUUGGAAGAGCUGGAAAAGGUCUUUCAGAAGACCCAUUAUCCAGAUGUCUAUGCCAGAGAGCAAUUAGCCAUGAGGACAGAUCUCACUGAAGCCCGAGUACAGGUUUGGUUUCAGAACCGAAGAGCAAAAUGGAGAAAACGAGAGCGAUUUGGUCAAAUGCAACAGGUUCGCACACAUUUCUCCACUGCCUAUGAGUUGCCUUUGCUAACUCGAGCAGAAAACUAUGCCCAGAUACAGAAUCCUUCCUGGAUCGGCAACAACGGUGCCGCCUCCCCUGUGCCUGCCUGCGUAGUGCCCUGUGACUCGGUGCCUUCCUGCAUGUCUCCCCAUGCUCAUCCCCACACCACCGGAGGAGUCUCUGAAUUCCUGAGCGUCUCGGGUCCUGGCAGCCACGUGGGGCAGACGCACAUGGGCAGCCUCUUUGGCGGCGCUGGCAUCAGCCCCAGCAUCAAUGGCUAUGAGUUGAACGGCGAGCCGGACCGCAAGUCUUCCAGCAUUGCAGCCCUGCGGAUGAAAGCCAAGGAGCACAGUGCCGCCAUAUCGUGGGCAACAUGACAGGGCUGCUGCUUUUGCCCUCGAGAAACGGACAUCUCAAGCAGGACAGAUGACCCAAACCCUCCGCUCUUGGACUGGGGGCAGUGUGCGCCCUCCUCAGAGGUCUGAAUGCAGCACUUUUCGCUUCCUUAGAGAGAAUGGCAUGGUGCCGAUUGCCGUUUUUGGAGUGUUUUAAGCAUGUAGGCCUUUUUUUAAUCCCCUUUCCCAGGAAGAGGAAUGUGGAAGUCAAGAGGGGAUAUUUCUCCUGCAUCAGACAAACUUGAGUUUUCAAUUCCCCUUGUGCUGUUGUUCUCCUGAUUGCAAGUUUGCCGUUGUUCUUGCUCUAUCUAGCAUGAAAGCUGCCUCCCACCAAGGCUUCCAUCAUGCAAUCGUUGGCCUUUUUCCACAGAAUUAUUGGGGUGGGGUGAGGAUUCCAAAGUGUGCUGUCUUUCUUUUUAAAUAGUCCUGUAUUUUCCCAUGACAUCCUCCCUCCCUUCUUCCUUCCCCCCUCUCCUGCUCACAUUUUUGGCUACAGAAAGUCUAUUAAAGUGGAGGUGGGUGGGGGAGAAAUAGCUACACAGGGUUCCUUGAUUGGUAGCAUUAGGAGCCCUCCAUCUGGAAGUUCAUCUGAUUUCUCUCUCUCUCUCUCUCUCUCCCUCCCUCCCUCCCUCUGUGUGUGUGUGUGUGUGUGUGUGUGUGUGUGUGUGUGUGUGUGUUAAACAAACAAGAAAACAAAGGCCAACCCACAAUUUCUGGCUAAUUGCUCCCAUGUGAGCUCUUUUGAAACCCUCAUAUUUUAAUGGAACAGAAGGGGUUUAUAUAUGAUCUCUAGCACCAAAAGGCAUGUGGUUGCUAUCACUAUAGAUGGCUGGUGCCAAAGUCUGAGGAGACGGGGUGCAUUUUCAUUGGGAUAUCCUAUAACAAAGUUGCCAUACUGCAACAGGAAAUUUGUCCACACCUUAUCUUCCACGUGAAUUGUGUGAGUUGCUGAGUUGCUUUAUGUCAUUUUUUUCCUGUCGUUUCCCUCCCUUCAACCUCCUGCAAUGCAAUAAUGCAUAGCCAAGGGAUGCAAUAAUGAAGACACGAGUCAACUGCGGGUUCAAUGAAAGGCAUGCUAAGAAUAUACUGCCCCUCAACAGAAAUUGGGGGGGGGGGACAUUGAGCUUGUCAACUGGAAAGCUAACAGCCUGGGUUCAGUGUGCUACACGAUGGGGUGAGCUCCCUUUAUUUUCCCCAGUUCUUGCCCACUCAGCCGUUUGAAAGCAUGAAAAUGCAAGCAGACAAAUAGGUACCAUUUUGGCAGGAAGAUAACAGCAUUCUGUGCACUUCAGUGAAUAGACAUGCUGCCAUAGGACCACAGAGGUGUCUUCCGGCAAUGCUGGCUCCCUUGUCUAAGAAACAGAGAUGAGCACUGUUCCCUAAAGUCGGUCAGGGGAAACCUUUACCUUUAAACAGAAAUUACAAAAAGAGACGUACUUCUCCUCAGGGCAACUUUGCAAUCAUAACCCCAUGAUUCUGACAACAAGCCAAGGACUCUUAGGCUGAUGUAAACCAAAUCAACCUUUUUUAUAUGCUACCAAGCGUUUUGGAACACUAUGACUUUGGUAGCCCGUCCCCACCACACCAAUGCAUUUCUUGCAACGCCAGUAUAACCAGUUGUGAGAAUUUAAUUAAUUAAUUAUCCAUGGUUGGGUAUCCAUUGCCUGAUGUUUGGUUUCAAUGUCGAACGAAACAGGGAGAAAAUCUGUGGGCAAUAAAGGAAAACGUCUCCCUAAUUUCCCACCAUCGGCCUGCUCUUGCAGCAAGCUCAGUUCUGAAAGAAGACCAGUUUACAGGAUUUUCACUUUUAGGUUGAUAUUUAACAUACAAACUUUGGAAUAAUAUCUAAAGAGUUGGGUGGUGCGGAAGAAAUUGUAUGCCCACUGCCAUGAGAAAUAACCCACUUCAAUUAUUGCCUUUCUGCUGUCACUAUCAAGUUGUUUGUUUUUUUCCAACUCCAGUUCCUCCCCACUCAGUGGAGGUAACUCAAAGGCCUAUCUUGAAGAAAUAAAGCAAGGGGGUGGGGGAAGCGGUUUCCCUCUUUGUUGGAAAUUCUUUUUCUUCCAGCCCAAAGCGAAGUAGCAGACACAGGCCUGCCUCAUGUUGUUCCCAUUCAUCAGGAUAAUCACAUUUUCCCAAUUUCCAUAUGUUUGCCCUCUUUUAAAAAAAAAAAGGAUCAAAGAGAUUUAGGUCCAGCCAGCUAAGAUUCGGUUCAAAAAGCUGAAACAGUGCUUGGGUUUUUGCAGUUUCUCCAACAGGCAUUCACAUCCACUAGAGGAGAGAGACUUAAUAUUCAAAAUUGUCCAACUGGCUUUUAAGGAGUGUUUGUUGGGUUAGUAACUACUGGGCUUUUUUCCUUUUUUCUGGCCAGCGGUUGCUUGGCAGGCUUUGCCAUUGAGAUAGUGUAGAUUUUAAUGGGCUUCAGAGGAAAAGCAAGACUUUCACCAUCCUUAAGGCACGAGCCUCCAACCACCAGGAAGUCUGACCUGCGGAUAACCAUGCUAUUCAUGAACGUGCCCCUAUAAAGCAUCCUGGAAAGGGAAGCCUGCCGCUGGGGAUGCAUAUAAAGAAACAGCCAUAACACACCAAGUACACAGAAGUCCAGGAUGAGUCUGUGGCAAAUCUGAAAGAGGGGCAAGAGAGAGGAUGAAUUCAUUUUAUAGGAAUGGGGUACAAAAAGCAGUGGUAUACUUGACAGUUAGGGAGACAUCUCCUCCUCCUCUCAUGUGCAUUGUUAAUCCCAGAACAUUUCUUAGGAGCCCCAGUAUUUCUGACCAGCUGUGGGAAUAAGACGUCUUGCCCAUAGCAUGCAGAGUAAAAAGGCCUAAACUUUUAUUCCUUUAGAGACCAGGUGCAUUUUUCAAGUCAAAAGCCACAGUUAAAAAAUAUUUUUUUAAAAAAGCAAAUUAGUCAAUAUUUUGAAGUUCCGUUGGAUUCAGUGGGAAUUCAAAGCAUCAUUAAACUUGUUGCCCUGUGGGGUAAGUAUGAAGAAAAUUUUGUAAGUUAUCAAUAGGAGUGCUACCUUCAGAAAGGCAUUUGAGGUGGUCAAAAAAUGAAAGAGCAACUGUUAAUUACGUGUUGUGCUGUGUUUAAAGACUGUCCCCUCAAAAAAACAACAACCCACCAUUCUUUUUUUUUUUUAAUCUAUAAAAUCAACAUUGAACCAUCCCAAGCAGUCAUUACUUUCCAUGACUGGAGAUCAAUGAGCCAUCAAAUGAUUUUAAGGCUAUCCAUGAGAAUUAGAUCUUGAACU